Molecule: messenger RNA, 1623 nt
Organism: Cladophialophora psammophila CBS 110553
Lineage: Eukaryota; Fungi; Ascomycota; Eurotiomycetes; Chaetothyriales; Herpotrichiellaceae
Exons: 6
Coding region: 1-1623 (540 amino acids)
Biological process (GO): carbohydrate transport; transmembrane transport
Cellular component (GO): membrane
Molecular function (GO): carbohydrate:proton symporter activity
Source: RefSeq, a predicted model, not a curated record
AUGGGAGCCGGAAAGAAACAUGCAUCGUCUCACUCGAGUCGGUACAAUAGGCUUGUGACGGUGGCCGUCGCCUUUGGUUCGAUGACCUAUGGCUACUGCUCAGCCAUCAUUGGGAGCACCAUUGGACAGCCAGGAUGGUAUCAGUUCUUCGACCUGCCCAUGCAAGGAGAACCUGGUUAUGGCGGAAAGACCACAAAUGCAAUUGCAACGGCAAACGGUCUAUACAGUGCAGGCGGAGCGGUCGGAUCUCUUUUCAUUGCUUGGUCAGCCACUGCCAUUGGCCGCAAACGAAGUAUUCAACUCGGAGCACUCUUGGCCAUCAUCGGAGGUGCGUUUCAAGGCGGUGCAGCAGCCCUUGCCAUGUUCCACGUGGGCCGAGUCAUAUCAGGUUUAGGCAUCGGAAUUCUCGUCACGGCCUGUCCAAUGUAUCUGUCUGAGCUAGCCCCCCCUGAAAACCGUGGCUGGCUGGUCGGGCACCAUGCCAUCUUUCUCGUUUUUGGGUACAUGCUUUCUGGCUGGCUCGGGUAUGCCUGUUAUUUCGCGACGGACAAGAACCCGUCCUUCGCCUGGAGAUUUCCCCUCUGCGUCCAGACUCUGCCCCCCUUGGUAUUGGCAGUCACGUCGCUCUGGAUCCCCAUGUCGCCGAGAUGGCUCCUCCAAAAAGGCAGGACUGAAGAGGCCUGGACCGUGAUCCAGGCCCUGCGCCGCUCCCCAGACGACCCGGAUGAUCUCGUUGCGAAGGAGGAACUGUACCAGACCAAAGAACAGAUUGCGCUGGAUGCUGCCAAACUUAGAGCCGUCGGGUAUGGUCCGUGGAUGGCUUGUAUCAAGAAGAAGAGUUAUCGCAAGAGAAUGAUCAUUGGAUUCUUGACUCAAUGGGGAGCCGAGUUUGCUGGUCCCUUGGUCAUCAACAAUUACAUGGUGAUUCUAUACACGAAUCUAGGCCAGACAGGAUCCAUGCCUCUCCUCCUCUCCGCCGUCUGGCUCACCACAGCCGGCGUCAUCUAUAACCCGACGGGCGCCUGGCUCCACGACAAAGUCAACUCGCGCCGCUUCAUGUACAUGUUCGGCACGGCAGGGUGCCUGGUAACGACGUCGAUUCUGUGCGCGCUGCUCGCGACCUACGCCGGCACGACAGACAAGGGCGGGAACGCGGGCGGCGUCUUCAUCGUGUUCCUGUACCUGACCUUCCAAGGCACCUUCUGCGACACGACCAUGUACCUGUACGUCAGCGAGAUCUUCCCGACCGAGAUCCGGCCGAUCGGGAUGGGCUUUUCGCUGUUUGGCCAGUUCGCAGCGACCAUCAUCUUGCUGCAGACGGCGCCCAUCGGCUUCGUGAAUGUCGGCUGGAAGUACUAUUUGGUCAUCGUGGUGUGGUGUGCCAUCUACCUGCCCAUGAUCUACUUCUUCUGGCCCGAGACCGCGCGCCUCUCGCUCGAGGAGAUCUCAAAGCAGUUUGGCGACGACGUUGCCGUGCAUGUCAACGACAUCAGCGAGGAGCAGCGCAGAGAGCUCGACGAGUUCCUCAAGUCAAAGGACAUCGUGCAUUCGCCCCCCACAGAGGCCGAGUCCCUGUCCCCGCCCACCACCGAGAUCCAGGAAAAGCCCGAGGAGAAGGUCUGA